AUGAAUUGUUGGUUAUUGCUGCCUUUUAUGUUGGGAAUUCCUCUCCUAUGGCCUUGCAUUAUAGCAGCAGAAAACAAAACAGAGGAGGUGAGGCACCCAGCGGGAUCUCAUUUGAGAAUCAGGCGUGGCUGGAUGUGGAACCAGUUUUUUGUACCAGAGGAAAUGAAUAAGACCAGACAUCACAUUGGCCAGCUAAGAUCUGAUUUAGACAAUGGAAACAACUCUUUCCAGUACAAGCUUUUGGGAGUUGGAGCUGGAAGUAUUUUUGUCAUUGAUGAAAGAACAGGUGACAUAUAUGCUGAACAGAAGCUUGAUAGGGAGGAACGGUCCCUCUACACUCUCAGAGCCCAGGUAAUCGACACCAAUACUGGAAGGGCUGUGGAACCUGAGUCUGAGUUUGUCAUCAGAGUGUCGGAUAUCAAUGACAAUGAACCAAAAUUCCUAGAUGAACCUUAUGAGGCCAUUGUACCAGAGAUGUCUCCAGAAGGAACAUUAGUCAUCCAGGUGACAGCAAGUGACGCUGAUGAUCCUUCAAGUGGCAAUAACGCUCGUCUUGUGUACAGCUUACUACAAGGUCAACCAUAUUUCUCCAUUGAACCAACAACAGGAAAAAUAAGAAUAUCUUCUAAAAUGGAUAGAGAACUGCAAGAUGAGUAUUGGGUGAUUAUUCAAGCCAAAGACAUGAUUGGUCUGCCUGGAGCACUGUCUGGAACAACAAGUGUAUUAGUCAAACUUUCUGAUGUCAAUGACAAUAAACCCAUAUUUAAAGACAGUUUAUAUCGCUUGACUGUCUCUGAAUCUGCACCUGUUGGGACGUCUAUAGGAAAAAUCAUGGCAUAUGAUAGUGACAUAGGAGAGAAUGCAGAAAUGGACUACAGCAUCGAAGACGAUUCAAGAACAUUUGACGUCAUUACCAAUAAUGAAACCCAAGAAGGAAUAAUUAUACUAAAAAAGAAAGUGAACUUUGAGGACCAGAACCACUACCGUAUUAGAGCAAAAGUUAAAAACCCCCAAGUUGAUGAGCAACUCAGGGAAUACCACACUGAAGCUUCCACCACUGUCAUCAAGAUCCAGGUGGAAGAUGUUGAUGAGCCUCCUGUUUUCCUCCUCCCAUAUUACAUCUUUGAAAUCUUUGAAGAAUGCCCUCACGGAUCUUCUGUAGGCACGGUCUCUGCCACUGAUCCUGAUCAGAGGAAAUCUCCUAUUGGAUAUUCUAUUGCCAGAAGUGAGGUGUUCAGUGUUGAUGACAAUGGCACAAUCUUUAUAACUAACCGACUUGAUCGAGAGACUAGUGCUUGGUACAACCUAAGUGUUACAGCCACGGAAAAAUACAAUAUAACACAAAUUUCUUCAGUCCCUGUCUAUGUACAAGUUCUCAAUAUCAAUGAUCAUGCUCCUGAGUUUUCUGAAUACUAUGAGACUUACGUUUGUGAAAAUGCAGUCUCUGGUCAGGUGAUUCAGACCAUCAGUGCAGUGGAUAGAGAUGAAUCCAUAGAACAUCACCAUUUUUAUUUCAAUCUGUCUGUGGAAGAAAAUAACUCGAGUUUUACAAUCUUAGAUAACCAAGAUAACACAGCGGUAAUUUUGACCAAUAGAACUGGCUUUAGCCUUCAAGAAGAGCCUGUUUUCUACGUAUCCAUCCUAAUUGCUGACAAUGGAAUCCCAUCACUUACAAGUACAAACACCCUUACCAUACACGUGUGUGACUGUGGUGAUGCUGAUAGCACACAGACCUGCAGUCAUAAGGAUUUUAUGCUUUCCAUGGGAUUCAGGGCAGAAGUCAUAACUGCCAUUCUGAUAUGCAUUAUGAUAAUAUUUGGGUUUGUUUUUCUGAACCUCGGUCUGAAACAACGGAGGAAACAGACUCUGUUUCCUGAGAAAAGUGAAGAUUUCAGAGAGAAUAUAUUCAGAUACGAUGAUGAAGGUGGCGGAGAGGCGGACACGGAGGCCUUCGACAUCGCGCAGCUGCGGGGCAGCGCGCUGAUGCGGGGCCGGAAGCCCCGCAGAGCCUCCAGGGCGGAGAUGCGCAGCCUGUACCGGCAGUCUCUGCAGGGCGGCCCGGACAGCGCGGUGUUCAGGAAGUUCAUUCUGGAAAAGCUGGAAGAGGCUGACACUGACCCUUGUGCCCCGCCUUUCGACUCCCUCCAAACCUAUGCUUUUGAGGGAACAGGAUCCUUAGCUGGAUCCCUGAGCUCCUUAGACUCCGCAGUCUCUGAUCACGAUGAGAAUUAUGAUUAUCUUAACCAACUGGGACCUCGCUUUAAAAGAUUAGCGUGCAUGUUUGGUUCCGCUGUGCAGUCAAAGAAUUAG
Rangifer tarandus platyrhynchus (Svalbard reindeer) is the source of this 2310-nucleotide messenger RNA. The record is from the annotation of a GenBank genome assembly. Lineage: Eukaryota; Metazoa; Chordata; Mammalia; Artiodactyla; Cervidae.